GCGCCAAUGUGGAUACUAGAAAGCAGCUCUGGUUCGACAAAUGGAAAUCGCUAUAAAGAAGUAGUGGAACUCUUGAUCUGUCAAGAAAUCCAUUGACGUUUUACUUUACGUCACGGUUUAUUUUUAUUGUUUGAAAAUACAAGAAGUCAUCUUUAAUUAUUUUAUUUUUAAUUAAAAUAUAUAAUAAAUAGGUAAAGAAUGUCCGUACAAAUACUACACUCUGAUGCUAAAAGGGCAGUAUCUCAACUGGGCGACUUGUCGAAUGAGGAAUUAGAUGAAAUUUUGAAUAAUGAAGAGAAAAUUGGUGAAAUCAUCGGGAACAUUGAAAAUUCCUAUCUAAAAGAACUACAAGAAGAAAAAGAGAAUAUAAUAGCUCAAAAUAAUUCAAUGGCCGAAAGCAAUCUUUCCAGAGAACCUGAACUGGUUGAAGGUAGAGAAAAGCUUAAAUCAUUAUAUGAUGAGAUUGAAAAGCUUACAAAAGUUGUUAAUGAAAAAACCACAGAAUUACGUGAUAAAGGUGGCGAUAUAUCUCUAGAAACAGCUCUAGCCCUACUCCAAACCGCAGCCAGUGAAAUGGAAGAAGAAUCGGACAAAUCGGCCAAAAAAUUCUUAGACAGUGAAGCGGAACUUGACCAAUUUUUAGAGGAGUUUCAAAUAAAACGCAAAUUAAUGCACACAAGACUAGUAAAGGCUGAUAAGCUAUCAAAAAUACUUCAACGUGGUGAUGCUGCUAUAGGAAUGGGUCUGCCUAGUUACAUAAACGCACCGCCAGUUAGUUUAAAUAAAGGAUACUUUCCUGGUGUACCCAACUUGCCUGUGUCACCCUCUGCAAUUGGAUCAGUACCUUAUCCUGUAGGACCUUUAAAUAUGCCUAUGCCUGGCGGAAUAAAUUUCUACCAGAACUAUUAGACUUUUGAUCAAGAAAUGUGACCUUUUAUUAUUAAAAUUAUGCAGUUGUGACUGUUUCGCCUGCCUUUAAUUAAUAAGCUGUAUAUUUUUUUUAUAUAAUUCCUUAUUUUUGUGUUAUGUACCGACUAGGUUUUUAAAAAAUAAGCUACACAUAGUUUUGUCUAAUAAAAAUAUAUCUUUAUGUUAUAUAGGAGGAUUU
This is a messenger RNA of Ceutorhynchus assimilis (cabbage seed weevil), 1108 nucleotides long. NCBI's taxonomy places the organism in Eukaryota, Metazoa, Arthropoda, Insecta, Coleoptera, Curculionidae. The record is from the annotation of a GenBank genome assembly.